AUGGCCGACAAAGCCGAAAAUAGUGCUUACAUGGACCAUGUUGGAAGUGACUCAUGAGAAAUCCAGCUGAACUCAACCGUUUUUCCCCUUACUUUAAACCUCUCUUGAAAGGAACUAGAUGUCGAAGGCUGUGUGAGCCAAUCUUCAAGAUAACUAGAUAUGGAAAUUCGCAGUAGUCCAAAUUUCAUGUGGCAUAUCAAAGAUGUUCUUGGACAAGGUGCCACUGGAGCCGUUUACAAAGGUCGUGAUAAGAAAACAGGUAACGAAGUGGCGAUUAAAGUCACUAACCAUCUUGGUAUGAUGAGRCCGUUGGACGUACGAAAGAGAGAAUUUGAAGUCCUGAAUCGUUUAGACCAUGAGAACAUCGUCAGAAUUUUUGCUUCUGAAAAUGAGCUGCGUAGCCAGAACGAGAUCAUUGCGAUGGAAUUGUGCUCUGGRGGAAGUCUGUACACUCUUCUGGAACACCCAUCCAAUUCUUAUGGGUUUUCAGAGAAGGAUUGUAAAGACAUCAUCAGGGAUGUUGGUAAGUACAUCAUCGUAAUAACACUCCGAUCUUUUGCAAUUAUUUUCUUUCCCCUUUUCUUGAAAUCUGAAAUCCAGUAAGGGCCAGUUCACACUGCAACAUAAGCACAAGAUCCAUAAACAAAGGGUUUAAGGAUUAAGAA
Messenger RNA from Exaiptasia diaphana, 665 nucleotides. RefSeq names its product serine/threonine-protein kinase TBK1. The transcript has 3 exons. Bases 160 to 603 code for a protein of 147 amino acids. The record is from RefSeq and is a predicted model, not a curated record. Gene Ontology annotation, biological process: peptidyl-serine phosphorylation. Gene Ontology annotation, cellular component: cytoplasm. Gene Ontology annotation, molecular function: protein serine/threonine kinase activity; ATP binding. Lineage: Eukaryota; Metazoa; Cnidaria; Anthozoa; Actiniaria; Aiptasiidae.